GCAGAAAAAUUAAUGAAGCAAAUAGGAGUCAAGAAUGUAAAGCUGACUGAGUAUGAGAUGAGUAUUGCUGCCCAUCUGGUUGAUCCUCUAAACAUAUCCGUUAGUUGGAAAGAUAUUGCAGGCUUGGAUGAACUCGUUAAUGAAAUUAAAGAUACUGUUAUUUUGCCAAUUAAGAAGAAACAUCUAUUUGAGGGUUCAAGACUGCUGCAGCCACCAAAAGGUGUUCUCCUGUAUGGUCCCCCUGGUUGUGGCAAAACUCUGAUUGCCAAGGCUACUGCAAAGGAAGCUUCAUGUCGCUUCAUUAACCUACAGCCAUCCACACUAACUGACAAGUGGUAUGGAGAAUCCCAGAAGCUAGCAGCUGCUGUUUUCUCUCUGGCUAUUAAGCUGGAACCCUCCAUCAUCUUUAUUGAUGAAAUAGAUUCUUUCCUACGGAGUCGCUCAAGUUCUGAUCAUGAAGCUACAGCUAUGAUGAAAGCCCAGUUCAUGAGUCUCUGGGAUGGUCUGGAUACAGACUACAGUUCUCAGGUUGUGGUGAUGGGAGCUACUAAUCGUCCUCAGGAUCUUGACACUGCUAUCUUAAGAAGAAUGCCUGCACGGUUUAAUGUUAACCUCCCUACUAUACGCCAGCGGGAAGCAAUACUGGACCUCAUACUGAGAGAUGAAAAGGUGGACAGUAAUGUGAACCUCUGGGAGGUUGCCAAGGAAACUGAAGGGUUCUCAGGAAGUGAUCUGAAAGAAAUGUGUCGUGAUGCAGCUCUUUUUUGUGUUCGGGAGUAUGUUCACAAUUCCAGUACAGAAGACAGGCCAGAUGCAGAUGAAAUCCGUCCAAUGACACAACAGGAUCUCAAGGCAGCCAUAAGUAAGAUGAAGAAAACCAAAGAAGCUGGAGUACAUACAUUACAGCAUGUCAGCUUAGACUGAAAGUGCAAGUAGCUCGAAUAACUUUUCAUGUACAGGGAAAUCUUCCUUCUUUGGUUUCUCCACUAUACAGCAAGUAGUGAAUGGAAUGAAUAAAGCUCAAAUAGGAAUAUG
Protopterus annectens (West African lungfish) is the source of this 1035-nucleotide messenger RNA. RefSeq names its product ATPase family AAA domain containing 1 (gene ATAD1). Gene Ontology annotation, cellular component: mitochondrial outer membrane. NCBI's taxonomy places the organism in Eukaryota, Metazoa, Chordata, Ceratodontiformes, Protopteridae. Gene Ontology annotation, molecular function: ATP binding; ATP hydrolysis activity. The record is from RefSeq and is a predicted model, not a curated record.